UAUGCGCAGGGCGGGGCUCGCUCAUUUGAAUCCUGGAGGGGAUGUUUGAACUCCAGAGGUUCGGGGACAGAAGAGUGUAUUAGAACAUGUGCAGUAAUGUCAGCUCGAAAGAGAGUUAAGAGCUCUCAGACACCAAGAACUUCACAACAUAGUAAUAGUUAUCAGACUAAUCUCUUGGCUUGGAAACUGAAAGAGGACCUAAGCAACUCAAGGAGCACCUCGAAACAUGGACAAAACAGUCCAGUGGAAGAUUCUGAACAAGCUGAUGCUGAUGAGCAAGCAGAAGAUGCUCUGCAAAUAGCAGUAAGAUACUUUGAGAAAGGUCCCUUUAAAACUUCACGGAGUAAAGAUAAAACCUUGGAAAAACACUUGAAAACUGUGGAAAGUGUGGCUUGGAAGAAUGGGUUAGCUCCAGAAGAAAUUGACAUCCUAUUAAAUGUGGCACUCAGUGGCAAAUUUGGGAGUGCUGUAAACUCUCGGCUAUUGAGAUGCAUGAUUCCAGCAACUCUAAUAUCAGAGGAUUCUGUGGUUAAGGCGGUCUCCUGGCUUUGCGUUGGCAAGUGUUGUGGUAGCACCAAGGUACUUUUUUAUCGUUGGCUGGUUGCAAUGUUUGACUUCAUUGAUCACAAGGAGAAAAUUAACUUGCUCUAUGGCUUCUUUUUUGCUUCAUUGCAAGAUGAUGCACUGUGCCCUUAUGUCUGCCAUUUCUUAUAUUUACUUACCAAAAAAGAGAAUGUCAAACCAUUUCGUGUGCGAAAACUGCUUGAUCUUCAGGCAAAAAUGGGAAGGCAGCCUUAUCUCCAUGCUUUGUUGUCGCUGUAUAAGUUCUUUGAUCCCACUUUGAUUUCUGUAUCAUUGCCUGUGAAGAAGAUCUAUUUUAAGAAUUCAGAGAAUCUGUGGAAGACAGCUCUAGUUGCUGUGAGGCAAAGGAAUCAGGAACCUUCUCCAGAACCUCUGAAGCUGAUGUUAGGUCCAGCUACUGUCCGUCCUAGAAAAAGAAAAUGGAAUUCUCAUUCACUUAUACCAGUGCUAAAUUCCAGUAGCCACAGUAAAGAAUAUGGAAAAAAAGGGAUGCGUCUUUCUGAUUAUCUCAGUAGGAAUAGAGCAUUUUCAGGAGAACAGCUUAAAAGCUUCCCUCAACUCUUACAGAACAUUCAUUGCUUAGAGCUGCCUUCUCAGAUGGGUGCAGUGCUAAACAACUCUCUGCUACUUCACUAUAUUAACUGUGUCAGAGAUGAAUCACUUUUACUGAGGCUCUAUCAUUGGUUGAGUCAAACAUUACAAGAAGAAUGUAUUUGGUACCAGGUGAAUAAUUAUGAAUGUGAAAAAGAAUUUACCAACUUCCUGGACACUAUCAUCAAGGCAGAGUGCUUCUUACAAGAGGGAUUUGAUUCCUGUGAAGCAUUCCUGUAUAAGAGCCUUCCUCUCUGGGAUGGCUUCUGUUGUCGAUCACAGUUCCUUCAACUUGUGAGCUGGUUUCCUUUUAGCAGCUUCUCUGAGGUGAAACCAUUUAUUUUUGACCGUCUGGCACAGCUCUUCUUUACAUCAACCAUUUAUUUCAAGUGUAGUGUUCUUGAGAACCUGAAAGAGCUACUGCAGAAUUGGCUGUUGUGGCUUUCUAUGGACAUCCACCUGAAAACUGUGACGGACAGUUCUCUAGAGACAACUUUCAGUGGAUCCAUGCAGUCUGUGUUUGAACUAAUUCACUAUGUAGGGUGGCUGUCCACUAAUGCAUUGCGCUUGGAAAGCAACAGUACUUUCUUGCUGCACUUUGUUUUGGAUUUCUAUGAGAAGGUGUGUGACAUAUAUAUAAAUUAUAACCUUCCAUUAGUGGUGUUGUUUCCUCCUGGGAUCUUCUACCUUGCACUCCUCAGUCUGGAUUCCAGUAUCCUAAACCAGCUCUGUUACAUUAUGCACAGAUACCGUAAUAAUUUGACAGCUGCAAAGAAAAAUGAGUUGAUACUAAAGAAAAAAUCAGAGUUCAUAUUCAGCAGCAAGACCUAUCAAGAAUAUAAUCACUAUUUAACAGCCAUGGUUGGUUGCCUGUGGACAUCCAAACCCUUCCAGAAAGGAUCGUAUUUUGAUCCCGAAGUCUUUAAAAUGAUUGGAGUAGCAAAGUAUAAAACCAGUUUAAAUUUAGUCCAUCACCCUGCUCUAUUGAGUUAUGCUAUUUCCUUUUUGCUAAAGGAAUACCCAGAAGAAAGGACAGUAAACGUGAGCUCCAUUCGGGGAAAGAAAUGGAAUGAGUAUUUGGACUAUUUAUUUUCAGAGGGCUUACAAGGCUUGAAACUUUUCAUACGAAGUAGUAUUCGUCAUUCUUCUGUCCCCUGACAGACAGCAUAAACUCCAUGAUCAACAUGAAAUGAAUGCUGACAGAAACAAACCAAGCAUACUGGACUAAAUUCCUUCCUCGUUGCCAGAGAGAACAAGUGGCUCACCUUGAGUUUCCAUAUACUUUUUACUAACACACUGUCAUCCUCAGGUAGUGCUUGGGCUGGCCUUUGAUCAUGGCUCAGGAGAGCUUUGAUGUGGCUAGCUUUGCUUUUCGGGGUCUAGAUUCUUUAAUGCACUAGCGAAAAAUGAUUUAAUCAUCAGGCUCUAUCUUUCACCAAAUUAUAUAUAAAGAGAUAUAUCCAUUAUGUGGUGGGAUUUGUCACAUUCUUGUGGAGUAUAAGCUGCCUUGAUGGAUGACAGCAGGUAAUAAACAGUAGCAGUUAAGCCGCAGACGUACUUAUGCAAAAUACUCUGCUGUCUCUAUGAAACCUCCAUUGAUACUGCCAUUUUUCUGACUGUGAGCAAUAGCACUAACACCAAGUUAAUAAGUAGUUGGCUGAUUCCUUGGUUUUCACUGGUAGCAACUUAAUGAGAGAAGGAAGGAGAGAGAAUUGUGGAAUAAUCAAGACAUCCCUACGCAUUACGGGUUUGAUUUCAUGAAACUGCUCUAGUUUUUGUGUAUAUAUGUAUAUACCCCAUUUUUAAGUGUUUAGGCAACUUUAUUUUCAGGAAUAAUUCUGAAGCCUUUUUAAAAACUUUGUAAUAGCUAGAAUAUCUUGCUGAAAAUCUACUUUAAAUUUUGCUUCAGUGCUACUGAAUAACUCUCUCUUUUAAUAAAAUUCAUAUCAUUUGAGAGAAAUCAAGUAGGAUUUUUUAUUUUAGGGCACGUUUUUAUGGUUCUUUUUUCUUUUAAAGCAAAAUCCUAAACUAUAUUAUUGGAUAAUGUUCAGAAUAGAAUCUCAUUUAUCAAUUCAUUUUUUUGAUUCAAUACAUGUUUACUGAGCAUAUUGUAUGCCAGGUGUUCUG
Molecule: messenger RNA, 3300 nt
Organism: Myotis lucifugus (little brown bat)
Lineage: Eukaryota; Metazoa; Chordata; Mammalia; Chiroptera; Vespertilionidae
Gene: CENPI
Product: centromere protein I
Exons: 21
Coding region: 97-2331 (744 amino acids)
Cellular component (GO): kinetochore
Source: RefSeq, a predicted model, not a curated record